Messenger RNA from Penicillium brevicompactum, 2037 nucleotides. RefSeq lists its product as uncharacterized. The record is from RefSeq and is a predicted model, not a curated record. The transcript has 4 exons. Gene Ontology annotation, molecular function: quinone binding; copper ion binding; primary methylamine oxidase activity. Gene Ontology annotation, biological process: amine metabolic process. The coding region runs from base 1 to 2037 and encodes 678 amino acids. Lineage: Eukaryota; Fungi; Ascomycota; Eurotiomycetes; Eurotiales; Aspergillaceae.
AUGGUGACCCACGGCCCUCACCCAUUCGAUCCCAUCUCACCGGGGGAGAUCAAGCUUGCCGUCAAGAUUCUUGAGGCGACUUUCCCUGGUGUCCCCCUUCGUUACAAGCGCAUUGACGUCAAUGAGCCCAUCAAGAAGGAUGUCAUCGCAUACAUUGAAGCAGAGCGCCUACGUCGCCCGCUGCCCCCACCACCUGCUCGUUUGCUCUACGUCCUUUUCCACCGUCUCGAUACCGGCGCGUUCUACAAAGCUAUUCUCAAUGCCGACAAGCGCUCAAUCGUCUAUGCCAAGGAGCUUCCAAAGGAGGUUCAGGGCCCCAUCGACAUCGACGAGAUCGCCGGAAUCGAAGAAAUGUGUAUGAAGCACCCUGCCGUACUCGCCGAGAUUGAAAAGCUGCAAUUGCCCGCGGGCGUGACAGUCUGCAACGACCCUUGGAUGUACGGCACAGACAAUGAUACCGAAGAUCGACGCCUCUUCCAAUGCUUUAUGUACAUGGUCGAGACCGACCACCCUCAGAACAAUCACUACUCUCUUCCUUGCAAGUUCUCACCGGUGUUCGAUGGAUUGACCCAUGAGCUGGUGCGCAUGGAUUACCUCCCCGGUGGAGGUGACUUUGAGACGACCACCACACAGCCCUGGAAGCCCGUCAAGACGGUGCAAUAUGCUCAUGAUCUUUUGGAUGAGCCGGUUCGUACCGAUCUCAAACCCUACAUCGUGCAGCAACCCGAGGGCCCUUCAUACUCGGUAGAUGGCAACUCUGUGUACUGGCAGAAGUGGCGCUUCCGUGUGGGUUUCAAUGCUCGUGAAGGGCUGGUUAUAUAUAAUGUCACUUACGAUAACCGGAACCUUUUCUACCGAUUGGCUGUCUCUGAGAUGACUGUUCCUUACGGAGACCCUCGUGCACCUUAUCAUCGCAAGCAGGCAUUUGAUGUCGGUGACACUGGCUUUGGAAUGAACGCCAAUCAGUUGGCUCUGGGAUGUGACUGCCUUGGUCAUAUCAAGUACUUCGACGGCUAUCGCAACGACUGCAAGGGAAACCCAUUGCAGUUGAAGAACGUUAUUUGUAUGCACGAGCAAGAUAACGGUUUGCAACACAAGCAUACCAACUAUCGGUCUGGCGCCGCUACUGUCGUGCGUAACCGUCAGCUUGUCCUACAGAUGAUUUGCACCGUGGCCAAUUACGAAUAUAUCUUCAACUACAUCUUCGACCAGGCCGCAAAUGUUGAAUUGGAAGUUCGCGCCACGGGUAUCCUCUCCACCGUGCCAUUUGAUAACGAGAACGGUCAGACCGUUCCCUGGGGCACGAAUGUCGGCCCAGGUGUCAUGGCUCCUUUCCACCAACAUAUGUUCUCCCUCCGCGUGGAUCCUGCGAUUGAUGGCUUCAAGAACACCAUCUAUUAUGAGGACAGCGUUCCGAUGCCGGAAGACGAAAAGAAUCCCUACCUCGUGGGUUACGUUUCUGAACCCACAGUUAUGCGCACAGCAGGCACGGCAAACACAAGUGUGGAUCGUCAUCGUGUCUUCAAGAUCCGAAACGACAAUGUCACAAACCCUAUCACUUACAAACCAGUGGCAUAUAAGCUCAUGGCGGCUCCUAGUCAAAUGCUUCUUGUCAGCAAGAACGCUCCAGGCUACCGCCGCGCUGAGUUUGCCACGAAGCCCAUCUGGGUGACCAAGUAUCAGGAUGACGAGUUGUAUGCUGCUGGCGAGUUCACCAACCAAAGUCGUCGUGCAGAAGGUGUCGAAACCUGGGUCCAGCGCAAGGACAACACAGAGAACGAGGAUGUGGUUUUAUGGCACACCUUCGGCCUCACUCAUAACCCUCGAAUUGAGGACUUCCCUGUCAUGCCGAUGGAGAAGAUCAGUGUCAUGUUGAAGCCAGAUGGCUUCUUCAACAAGAAUCCGGCACUUGACGUGCCGCAGUCUUCUCAACUGUUCAACAAAUCCUCGCUGCAUCCCGAAGAAGAGCCCGCUUCUUGUUGCGCGGGAUCAUCCUCCGCUGGCAGCAAGGCAAAGCUUUACAAGAGGAUUGACUAG